AUGACUGCUCCUAUUCUGUUCUUCUUUAUUCGUCAUAGCGCCGUGUUAUCACUUUCAUUUUCCAUCACAUCAGGGAUUGGCGACGAGACAAACAAAUAUUCACUGAGUGUGGGCCAUGUCGCCGAGAAAUCUUGCGCACAAUUUGAUACAAAGAGGCUGAUUAUGUCGUCGCUGCCUGUCACACGCAAGUAUCCUUUAACACAUACACAUACUCCCAUGAAUCAUUUGUCCUCACCAUCUGCUCCGUCAGCCACGGCCAUGGACUACAUCAUAGAUCCUGAGGGAGAUAUGCUCCUGAUCGUGGAGGAGUGCUCGGGAAAUCUCCAUCUGGAUUUGGUUCAAAAAGGUAACAGUGGUCAGCCUGUCGCCAUUGCCAAAACGGUGAUGCUCAAGAUUCGUGUCUCCUCGAAACAUUUGACUCUUGCAUCUUCAUACUUUCGCCAGAGGCUAGUCCCAGAGACCGACGAUCACAGGCCAGUCGAAAAAGACGUUGUCCCGGCAUGUGUUGAAGAUGUCGAUGCCUUGCUCAUAAUGCUGGACAUCAUUCAUGGUCAAACUAGGAAAGUACCGCGUUCAAUUACCUUCAAGAAGUUGUUCAUGAUUGCGGUGCUCGUGGAGCACUAUGAAUGUGUAGAAGCAAUGGAAGCAUUUGCCGAAGUGUGGGCCGAGAAACUCAAGGGGGAGAUUCCUGUAGUGUAUUCAGAGGACUUGGUUAAGUGGAUCGGUAUCGCUUGGAUCUUCCGACUUGAGAGUCUGUUCCAAAAGACUACUCGUACUGCCAUCCGAAGAUGCACCGGGCCAAUCUCCGCCAUGGACGUUCCAAUCCCGCUUGCGUUAAUCGGCGAAUCAACUGGGAGCUAA
Aspergillus oryzae RIB40 is the source of this 861-nucleotide messenger RNA. RefSeq lists its product as uncharacterized. The coding region runs from base 1 to 861 and encodes 286 amino acids. The transcript is spliced from 3 exons. The record is from RefSeq and is a predicted model, not a curated record. NCBI's taxonomy places the organism in Eukaryota, Fungi, Ascomycota, Eurotiomycetes, Eurotiales, Aspergillaceae.